This is a messenger RNA of Saccharomyces eubayanus, 801 nucleotides long. RefSeq names its product Mam33p (gene MAM33). The transcript has a single exon. Gene Ontology annotation, biological process: cytosolic ribosome assembly. The coding region runs from base 1 to 801 and encodes 266 amino acids. The record is from RefSeq and is a predicted model, not a curated record. NCBI's taxonomy places the organism in Eukaryota, Fungi, Ascomycota, Saccharomycetes, Saccharomycetales, Saccharomycetaceae. Gene Ontology annotation, cellular component: mitochondrial matrix.
AUGUUUCUAAGAAGUCUAAACCGAGUUGUUGCUAAAAGCGUACUAGCUGCCCCUAAGUCUACCGUGGCAAAGUCAUCAUGGAAAGUUUUAACUGUUGCCAACUCCAAGAGAUGUUUCACCCCUGCCACUAUCAUGAGAAACCAAGAAACCCAAAGAGUAGGUGAUAUUUUGCAAUCCGAACUAAAAAUUGAAAAUGAAACGUUGCCAGAAUCAACUUCGUUGGAUUCAUUUAACGAUUUUUUGAAUAAGUACAAAUUUUCAUUAGUAGAGACUCCAGGUAAGAAUGAAGCUGAAAUUAUCAGAAGAACUGAAUCCGGGGAAACCGUUCAUGUGUUCUUUGACGUUGCCCAAAUUGCUAAUUUGCCAUACAACAAUGCAAUGGAUGAAAACACUGAAGCAAAUGAAGACGGAAUCAAUGAGGAUGAUAUCGACGCCUUAUCAGACAACUUUGCUAACGUCAACGUCGUUAUUUCAAAGGAAAAUGCAACUGAACCAGCUGUCUCAUUUGAGUUGUUAAUGAAUCUACAAGAAGGCUCAUUCUAUGUCGAUAGUGCUACCCCGUAUCCCUCUGUUGAUGCUGCUUUGAAUCAAUCUGCCGAGGCUGAGAUUUCAAGAGAGCUAGUAUACCACGGUCCACCAUUUUCUAACUUGGAUGAAGAACUACAAGAAUCUCUAGAAGCUUACUUGGAAAGCAGAGGCGUCAAUGAAGAACUAGCAUCUUUCAUUAGUGCAUAUUCCGAAUUCAAAGAAAAUACCGAAUAUAUUUCUUGGUUGGAAAAGAUGAAGAAGUUUUUCCAUUAA